AUGGGCAACCACCAUUCGCAUAACAAGGUCGAGAACGAGCUGGCUAGGAGCUCGCAUUUCUCUCCUGCUGAAAUCAAAAAGCUAAAGCAAGAAUUUGGUAAAGCUGCAGCCAAGGACUUUUCUAUAACGAAAGCGCAAUUCCGACAUAUUCUUGAAAAUCAUGUAUCGUGUUGGUCUGCUGGUGCCCAGUACCUGUUUUUGGAACGGCUCUUUGAUGCCUUUGACUUGGACGGCAACCAGUCUAUUGAUUUCCGUGAAUUCAUAUCUGGAUUGAGCUGCUUCUUGAAGGGAUCGGCUGAAGAGAAGAUGGAAUUGUCGUUCCGCGUAUUCGAUGUUGACAGAAGUGGAAGUGUAGAACCCAAGGAGCUUAUACGUUUCAUGGCUCAAAUGUACUCUGCAUUCUACAAUGAAGACCAAUCUGCAAAAGUAAAGGCCACAGUCAAUCAACUCUUUGAGGACUUGGAUAUAAAUGGUGAUGGAUCUCUGUCAAUGACUGAAUUCAAGCUUAUGGCGUUGAAAGAGCCCAUGAUAACUGACUUCGUCUCACAAUUCUUGAUUUCGAAAGAUCCAUCAUUUGAGUAA
This is a messenger RNA of Synchytrium microbalum, 582 nucleotides long. RefSeq lists its product as uncharacterized. The record is from RefSeq and is a predicted model, not a curated record. Gene Ontology annotation, molecular function: calcium ion binding. The transcript has 6 exons. Bases 1 to 582 code for a protein of 193 amino acids. NCBI's taxonomy places the organism in Eukaryota, Fungi, Chytridiomycota, Chytridiomycetes, Synchytriales, Synchytriaceae.